ACCAAUAAAGAUUGUAUUAAAGUUUAAAGACUGGUUAUCUUUCAUGGUCUGAUGUUACAAUAUACACUCGAUUAUAUCAUAAAUAUAUAUAUAUCCUGGUGAUGUUGAUAUCACACCCAGGGGUGGACUGGCAACUCAUGGGGCUCCCGGGCAAUAGGAAAUCAUGAGGCCCCUGUGUCCUUGCCCACACUCAAACCACACCCAAAAGAAGCCUAUGAAAGGUACCAGGGGCAUCUCAUGGGGCCCCCUACUGACCCCGGGCCCUCGGGCAGUGCCCGAGUUUCCAAAU
This is a messenger RNA of Staurois parvus, 289 nucleotides long. The record is from the annotation of a GenBank genome assembly. NCBI's taxonomy places the organism in Eukaryota, Metazoa, Chordata, Amphibia, Anura, Ranidae.